CCAAAAUCAAUUGCGCGCCGAUCCCAGACCUUAGCUUCGUGCUAUCGACUGCGCAUCUACUACUCUAUGCAUGAAGCUUAGAUCCGAAUCGCCAACCUAACUUUUGCUUGCCUGUCUAGAUGAACGAACGGUCGCCAGGGCAUAAACCCACUGUCGAGCCAGUUCAUAAAUCGACGUGACUAUUGUGCCGAUCCCGAUCCUGAUCCCCCCAGGCUUUACCACUAGGCGAGACCCUUCCCGGCUUGCACCAUGUCGGCCCAUGUUACUUUUCAAGUGCAGCCAAUAUCCAAAUUCGCUGGGCCAAGUGAGCCUGUGCGACGGCCAAAGGAGUUCGCAUGUUUUUCGUACGAUGCCGACCACAAGUUUCGUCUGGACGACAGCUCAAUGAAAUGGUAUUACCCGCCCCGCCUGGGAGCCGAUCUGUCGGAAGGAUUCGAGAGCUUUGACAAGCUGGACGAAGGAGCAUCUGCCGAGCACAUAGACAGUCUUUUGCAGACCAUCAUAGCCCAUGAACAACGGAUUGGGAAGAAGAUCGAUGCACACGUGGUAACAUGGCGUGGUAUCGUGACCAAGCUGAUGGCCUCGCCUUACGAGGACCGUGAUGGAUUUGACCUCAACGCGACACUCUAUCAGGUAUAUCUUUCUCUUCACGUGUAGACCACUGAGCCAGUUAGACCUAAAGCUGUGUGAUACUAACUAUCCAUUCAAGGACUGUGUCUUCAUAGAAGAGGACUAUGCCUCCCGUAUGGAGUCAAAGAAGGCUCAAGAUUCAGAGCCUUGGAAAAGUCCGAUCCCUCGUGAAGUUAUGACCUUUUGGGGGUACAAGUUUGAGACAUUAUCAACAAUACCAAAACCAUGGGGAGAGACCUCUCGUGACUACAUAGAAGGUCGCGAGCUGGAGCCAACCAACAACAAGGAGCAAUACUGCUCAGUUGUGCGUACAGGAAUCGGCAAAACCAUUCUGUGCAUAGGAGGCGAAGUCGAUGCGAUCUGGGACUCGAAGCCAUCAACGCCUGGCCCAAUCAACUGGGUCGAACUUAAGACCUCGGCAGAGGUGAGAAACGACCGUGACGCCGCAAAUUUUGAGCGGAAGCUGCUCAAGUGGUGGAUUCAGAGCUUCCUCCUGGGCGUCCCCAAGAUCGUCGUCGGCUUCCGGACCCGAGAUGGGCACCUCACACGGGUGGACGAGAUGGAAACAAACGUCAUCCCGGCUAACGUGCAGCAGCGGGGGAGGUCCUGGAACGGCGAUACCUGCAUCAAUUUCUGCUCUGCGGUAUUGGACUGGAUUCGAUCAACCAUGGACGACGACGGUGUGUGGCGGAUCCGGAGAAGGGCACGGUCGUCCGUCAUUGAAAUGUUCAAGAUUGAAGAAACUGGGCACGGGAGGGUCCUGACCGAUGAUUUCAUCAACUGGAGGAUAAAACUCUCCCUUGGCGUUGAGCCCCAACCUGGUCAGUAGGUUUGAUGUAGGAUAUACCUACCUCUGUUAUACACAAUGCCUGACUUCCGGUGGUCUUGUGGCGUUAUCUUCACCAUCUUUGGAUUCGCGGUGAGUCUGAGUAAAGUUGAAACUGUUCAGUUUUCCAUACCCUCUGUAAUAGAGGCUGAGCUACCUAUCUCAAGUAUCUACGUGUACAAUGAUCAAAACAAGUCUCCAACGUGAGGGGCCAAUGGCAAAUGCUACCGCAACAAUACAAAGCAAAUCCUACACUCCUGCUAAUAAACGCCAAACAGUAUUGUAUAUCCGUGAGAAAAGAAAAAAAAAACGAAAAAAAGGGGGAAACAAAGAAACAAAAGGAUUUAAAUGGGUUGCGACUUGUCAUGACGCUACAGAAGACAUGAUUUUACGUGAGUUGUCGUAAAGUGUUAUUUGCCCCUCAUAGUCGUCAUGAACCAUCCGCCUCCGUUGUCAGGGGCGAGAAUCAUAACCAACAUAUCUAAACCCGUCAAUGCUGCGUUUUCUCUAUGUCGCUUGAGAUAAAAAAAAAGAAGAAAAAAGGCAGCGAUUCAAAAAAUGGCCGCAAUUAAUGGUGCACCACUGUAAAGGCUCAAAAUGAUAGAACCCGUGCCCUCAGCCCAAAG
Pyricularia oryzae 70-15 is the source of this 2082-nucleotide messenger RNA. RefSeq names its product rai-1, variant. Gene Ontology annotation, molecular function: mRNA 5'-diphosphatase activity. Gene Ontology annotation, biological process: nuclear-transcribed mRNA catabolic process; NAD-cap decapping. The transcript is spliced from 8 exons. Gene Ontology annotation, cellular component: cytosol; nucleus. The coding region runs from base 602 to 1459 and encodes 285 amino acids. The record is from RefSeq and is a predicted model, not a curated record. NCBI's taxonomy places the organism in Eukaryota, Fungi, Ascomycota, Sordariomycetes, Magnaporthales, Pyriculariaceae.